Messenger RNA from Penaeus monodon (black tiger shrimp), 6380 nucleotides. RefSeq names its product low-density lipoprotein receptor-related protein 5-like. NCBI's taxonomy places the organism in Eukaryota, Metazoa, Arthropoda, Malacostraca, Decapoda, Penaeidae. The record is from RefSeq and is a predicted model, not a curated record. The coding region runs from base 119 to 5812 and encodes 1897 amino acids. The transcript is spliced from 30 exons. Gene Ontology annotation, molecular function: protein binding.
AGUGCGUUGCGCGGCCGUGGCUGAGAGCGCACGCACAGCUGAGUUCUUUCCGAGGGAGUCAAUGUGUUGUCUGUGGAAAAUGAGAGAUCGUGGCGAGUGGACGUGAUGAUGUAUAUACAUGAUGUGCAGACAUUUGAUCACAAUACUAGCCAUAAUCGGAUAUAUAGCUAAGAGUUAUGGCUACCCCGAGCUGCUGUUUGCCAACCGCAAGGAUAUCCGCAUUUUAGAUGUGGGUAGGGAGAGGCAGUCCCGCCAGGUUAUUCUUAAGGAUGUUAAUGAUGCAGCUUCUGUGGACUACUACCACAAGGGCCAGUUGUUGCUGACAACAUACAUUGAGUCAUCAAAACAAACAAGGAUGUCAAAGCCAACAGCGUCAGUGGAAUGUUCCAUGUCAGAACAUCUCUUCACUCGGUCGAGAUCUCAUGCACUGCAGGUGAAGCUCGACUAUCAUCGUGCAACUACAGAGCGUACAAGAAUGAACACAAAGUCUCUUAAAAAUGCUUACCUGAUCAGGAUUUGCAAUGUUAGAACCUUGGUACAAAAUGGAAAAAUGAACAACGUAGAAAAGGAAAUGAAAAGAACGAAGAUUGGUGGCUUUAUCGGAAGUCAAAUGGAAGGAGCAAAGAAAAGGGUAAAAGCAGAGAUUGGAGACGGCCAGUGUGGUUUUGCGGAGGGAAAGGAUUUCACAAAAGCUUUUGAUAAAGUUCGGCAUGAGAAAUUAUUUAAAAUUCUAUGCAAUAUAAAUGUAGACGGAAGAGAUAUGAGGAUCAUUAGAAAUAUUUAUUGGGAACAAGAAGCAACAAUUAGACAUGAAGGAGAAUUAGGUUUAUUUUGGCUCUACAACAAAAUUAUUUUAAGGAAAUUAGACAACCUACUGGGAAUCAAGACAGGAGGCAGAUGCACCAACAGCAUACGAUAUGCAGAUGACACUGUGCUGAUAGCAUCAAUGAGGAACCUCCAGACACUUUUAGAUAUAGUUAUGGCAGAAAGAAAAUGUCAUUUAGUCAAGAAUAGAAGGAAAACGGGCAAGAGGGAGACAAAGACAGAAACAAAUGGAUACUUUGAAGAACUGGAUAAGGGCAAGGGACAAUACGGAACUCAUACCUGGUGUCAAAAUAGAGAUGUUUGGAGGUCUGUGGUUGCCAUUGCUGUGACAGUGAUCACGCGGGGCAUCAUCUCCCCCGAUGGCCUGGCGGUGGAUUGGCUUGGGGAGAAGCUCUACUGGACGGACUCAGACACCAACCGGAUCGAGGUGGCUGAGCUUUACAACAAGUACCGUCAAGUGCUCUUCUGGAAGGACUUGGACCAACCAAGAGCCAUUGCGCUCGUGCCAUCAGAAGGACUGAUGUUCUGGACAGAUUGGGGCGAAAACCCCAAAAUAGAGCGUGCGGGAAUGGAUGGAGAUUCUGCAACGAGGAAGGUCAUUGUGAAGGAUGAGAUCUUUUGGCCCAAUGGCUUGACGGUUGACUACGACCAGAGAGUUAUUUACUGGGCAGAUGCACGGCUUUCGUACAUUGCCUCUGUCAAUUUCCAUGGGGAGAAGAGAACGAAGGUCGUAAAGAAGAAAUUACCUCACCCAUUUGCCCUGACUUACUUCAACCACACACUCUACUGGACUGACUGGGAGACUCGGUCCAUCCAUUACUGCAACAUUAAUGAAAAUCGCACCUGCGACAAACACCACCAGCUGGGCACAAACCUCUCCCCAAUGUACAUUCAUGUGUAUGACCCAGCACGACAGCCCCAGGUGGACACCCCUUGUCAGAACAACAAUGGGGGUUGCAGCCACCUGUGCCUGGCUGCCCCUGCCCCCAAGAAGUUCUCCUGUGCUUGUCCCACGGGAGUAAAGCUGGUUGACAACUAUACAUGUGCCAAUGGGUCGGAGGAAAUGCUGAUCCUGGCCAGGCGAACAGAUCUGCGGCGAAUUUCCUUAGACACCCCAGACCACACUGCCAUUGUCAUGCCUGUAUCUGGGGUCAAGCAUGCCAUUGCAGUUGACUUUGACCCCAUUGAUGGCUUUGUUUACUGGACUGAUGAUGAGGCCCUGUGUAUUCAGCGUGCCAAGCUAGAUGGAUCUGAACAACAGGUAGUUGUGUCAGCAGAAGUCUUCAACCCAGAUGGCAUUGCGGUUGAUUGGGUGGCUCGUAAUCUUUACUGGACGGACACUGGGCCAGAUCGGAUUGAAGUGGCGAGGCUGAAUGGUACUGCCAGGAAGAUCCUGAUCACAGACCACUUAGAUGAGCCGCGGGCCAUUGCGGUAGACCCAGAUGGAGGCCUCAUGUUCUGGACAGACUGGGGAAAGAAGCCCAAGAUUGAGAGGGCAGCCCUGGAUGGCUCCAUGAGGCAGGUCAUUGUCAGCACAGAUCUUGGCUGGCCCAAUGGAGUGGCUAUUGACUUCCAGAGGAGGAGAAUCUAUUGGUGUGAUGCUGAAACCGAUAAGAUUGAGACGGCAUUGUUUGAUGGAAGAGAGAGAAAAGUCUUGCUGAGUGACCACCUUCCUCAUGUCUUUGGAUUUUCUCUCUUGGACAACUAUCUCUACUGGACAGACUGGCAGAGACGGAGCAUAGAACGAGUUAACACAAUCAGUGGGAUGAGAGAAGCCAUAGUUGAACAGCUGCCUGACCUCAUGGGUCUGAAAGCUGUGAAUGUGAACAAGAAAGGAGGAUCCAACCCCUGCGCAGUAGAGAACGGAGGUUGCUCACACCUCUGCCUCAACAGACCCAGCAACAACUUCACCUGUGGAUGCCCAAUAGGUUAUGAAUUGACCCAGGAUGGAAAGGUCUGUGUGGUGCCAGAGGCCUUUUUGCUCUACACACGGAAAGAAGAUAUCAGGCGCAUUUCUCUGCUGACCAGCCACAAUGUUGCCAUUCCUGUCACUGGUAUUGAAGAAGCCAUGGCAAUAGAUUUCGACAGCAUCGACAACAGAUUAUACUGGACUGACAUCAGUGCCAAGUCCAUUUCUCGUGCCUUCAUGAAUGGGUCCCAGCUGGAACCGGUGAUAGAGUUUGGCCUGGAGUAUCCAGAGGGCAUGGCUGUCGACUGGCUGGCCCGCAACAUCUACUGGGCUGAUAUGGGCAACCACAGAAUUGAAGUUGCCAGAUUGGACGGGAGUUCAAGACGUGUAUUGAUAUGGCAGAACAUUGCAAGUCCUCGCUCCCUUGCCCUUGACCCAGGCCAAGGCUACAUGUAUUGGUCAGAAUGGGGAGAUGAACCAAGAAUAUCUCGAGCCCAUUUAGAUGCUUCCCAGUUGUCGGUUAUAGUCACAGACAUGGGACGUGCAAAUGGUCUAACCAUUGACUUCAAGGACACACGACUCUACUGGACUGACAUUGACAACUCCCGGAUUGAAAGCAGUGAUCUCGAGGGUCUUCGAAGAGAGGUUAUUGUUCGCAGCCUACCUCAGCCAUAUGGUCUUACACUGUAUGAAGACUAUGUCUAUUGGGCUGAUUGGAAGACAGGCACAAUAGAGCGUGCUAACAAGACCAAUGGAGAAAACAGGACAAGAAUUCAGGGGCAGCUAGACUUCGUCAUGGACAUCCUUGUAUUUCACUCUUCGCGGCAAUCUGGGAGUAACCAGUGCUCAAUUAACAAUGGUGGCUGUUCGCACCUCUGCUUGGCUGUGCCUUUGACAGACACCACUGAGAACUAUACCUGUGCUUGCCCGACUCACUACACUUUGGGUGCAGAUGGAAAAACUUGUAAAGCACCAUCAUCCUUCCUGCUGUUCAGCCAGAAGUCAGUGGUGAGUCGGCUGAUGGAAGAGGAGAAUGUGUGUCCGACACUCAUCUUACCCAUCCACAACAUGCGCAAUGUGCGGGCAAUCGACUAUGAUCCACUUGAGCAGCUGGUGUACUGGGUGGAUGGGCGGGGCGACACCCUCCGCAAGGCUCACCACAAUGGAACACAGAGCCAGGUCUUCGUGGGCAACCCCAUGGAAAAAAUCUACCCUUAUGACAUUGCGGUUGAGCCCUUCACCAGGGUCCUGCUGUGGUCUUGUGCUAGGAAUAACAUUAUCAAUGUCACCAGGCUGGAUGGAACACAGGUUGGUGGCAUUAUUGGCUAUGAGGGGGACGACAAGCCUCGCUCUCUGGCCGUGCACCCCAUGCUGGGGCUGCUCUUCUUUGUCAACAUGGUUUCCCCACCAGUGAUUGAGCAGGCCCACUUGGAUGGCCUACAGCGACGUAAAGUCAUCUCUGAUGGCCUGCGCUCCCCCUCUGCCCUGGCUGUUGACAUCAGGGAAAACCUCCUCUUCUGGGCAGACAGUGAAAAGAAAUAUAUUGAGACCUCCAAUUUGUAUGGAGAUGAUAGAAAAAUCCUUGUGGACCGAGACCUUGGGCAACCAGUGGGACUUGCAGUCCAUGGAGACUACCUCUAUUGGGUGGACAAAGACCUGCACCUGGUUGAGCGCGUGAACAAGUACACAGGUCAGCAGAGGGAGAAGGUCCAGGGACGCAUGUCUCACCUCUCAGAUAUAAUCGCUGUGUCAUCACAGCUAUACAGUAACAUGACAGGUCACCCGUGCCACAAUGGAAGUGAGUGCAGCCACCUAUGCUUAGAGAGAGACAGAAGGCAGCAUUGUGCUUGUCCAGAGGGGAAAGCGCUUGCUGAUGACAUGAAGACGUGCAUAAAUCCCCCCACUUGCAAGCCCAAAAUGUUUCGCUGCCACUCAGGGAAUGUCGACUGCAUCCCCAUCAAAUGGAUGUGUGAUGGGCAGUCUGAGUGCGCAGACAAGAGCGAUGAGCUUGAUUGUCCUCAACGUACCUGCCAGAGUAACCAAUUUCAGUGCCACAAUGGCCAGUGUAUUGACAAAUCCAUGAUAUGUGAUGGGAAAUCACAGUGUGAUGAUGAAAGUGAUGAGGAACGCUGCUGUGGAGAUGGGCAAGUGUUAUGUGGGUCAACAGGGCAGUGUGUGGACACCCUAACACACUGUCAAGGUAGCCGGCUAUGCCCUGACAACCCAGACCAUGCUUUCUGCUCCACACUGGUGACAACAACAGAUGUACCUGGAGCAGUCAGCAAGGCCCCCUACAUUGUAGGAGUUGUGGCAUCAGUGGUGGUUCUAUUCUGCGUGGCAGCACUUGUGGUUUAUUACCGGCGGCGGCCAUCCCUUCUGGAUGACCAUGAGCUGGAACCACAACCAAAAACAUCCCAGCCACGCCGCUAUGAGCUGGUGGUGACAGCUUGGGGCAAACCCUAUUCAGCUGUACAGGGGGAGCCCCCUCCUGGCGAGCCACACCCUGGCAUGAGCAUGGGUGGCCCCUCAGGCCAUGGCAUGUGCUUAGGCAUAAUCAACCCUGGCGCAGCUAUGCGGGGAAUCCUUGACCCCGCUCCUGUAACAGGAGCCUCGUCAUCUUCUUCCUCCAUGACCCACUACCCUAGAGAAACACUCAAUCCUCCUCCUACACCUGUAGCUGAGAACAGAGGCAGGUGUCAGGAGCCACAUUGUUGCUACAAUGCGCACCAUGCCCCACCUUCCACCCUCCAUUCCUACCGCCAUUAUAAGACCCGCAACCGCCCUCCUCCCCCCACCCCGUGCUCCACAGAUGUUUGUGAUUCUGAUGUAUAUUCCUCAGCAAUGUCUCCUCGUGGAACGCACUGCUACACUCCCGGUUUCACCAUGUAUUAUUCCUCUCCUCCCAUGACUGACUAUGACUCGGACCCCCAUCCCCCACCCCCCACUCCACAGACACAGUACAUGUGUGACCUGACCUCAUGCCACCCAACAUCCUGCCCUCCAUCGCCCUCUACAGAAAGGUCAUAUUGCACUCGUGCUCCGUGCCCUCCCCCGCCCUCUCCUAUUGCAUCUGAUUGAAGCACUUCUGCUUUACUCUGUGUAUUUUGUAUAUAGAACCUGCUUCACAGUCACUGUUAAAACAGUUUAUAUUGUUGUUAUACCAUGUUUAAUGUCCUCAAUUAAUUUCUAUUGCUGCUGUUACCUUCAUGCAGGUGGGCUUGUAUAACAAGUCACCUGUUUGAUUGACUGAGUCAGGGAGCAUAAACUGUAAUUCUUAAUUGUAAUUAAUUCAUUUAGUAAGUACAUGAAAGUACAAAGCAAAUAACAUUUGUAGUUCAGUUACUUCAACUUGCCUUGUUAAUGUGAUACUUGGCAUCCUCCUGUUUUUUCAGAUGGAUUGUCACAUCUCAACAUUAAAGUAAAAGAAGAAAAAAAAGAUAAAGAGGUAAUUAAAAAAGUCUUAUGUGCAAACUAUUGGCAUGGCAGGGAAGGUGUUUAUUCAGUGAAAUGCCAGUAUAGGUUUCCUUUCCUUCUGAAACAAAAACACACACACACACACACACACACACACACACACACACACACACACACACACACACACACACACACACACACACACACACAUACACAUACACAUACACAUACA